CGCCCCACCGCAGACGGCCGCGAGAGGACCUUCCCAACAUGGCGGCGGAAGGCCCAGGCGUCACUUCCUGCAGAAUGAUGGAUAUAAGGGGCAGGAUUUCCGCUUUCGCUCCUUUCCGGCGGUGACGACCUCCCCACGAGAACAUGCCUCUCGCUAAGGAUCUCCUUCAUCCCUCUCCAGAAGAGGAGAAGAGGAAACACAAGAAGAAGCGCCUGGUGCAGAGCCCCAAUUCCUACUUCAUGGACGUGAAAUGCCCAGGAUGCUAUAAAAUCACCACGGUCUUUAGCCAUGCACAAACAGUAGUUUUGUGUGUUGGCUGCUCCACGGUCCUCUGUCAGCCUACAGGAGGAAAAGCAAGGCUUACAGAAGGAAGGUCCUACCUCAAGUAUUCAGGGCAAGCAGAAGAGCGGACUGCUAGUCGUUUGGGGCAAUUUGUGAAAUGAAGGCAGUUUCCAAGUCCAAAGUCCACGGUGCUGAAUAUAAGGACUCCUUACCUAGAAAGAUGAAAGCUGUUGAUGCCAACACUGCAAAGAGGGUGUAGAGGAGGAUCUG
Messenger RNA from Rhinolophus ferrumequinum (greater horseshoe bat), 552 nucleotides. RefSeq names its product ribosomal protein S27 (gene RPS27). The record is from RefSeq and is a predicted model, not a curated record. Gene Ontology annotation, molecular function: structural constituent of ribosome; RNA binding. Bases 144 to 443 code for a protein of 99 amino acids. Gene Ontology annotation, cellular component: cytosolic small ribosomal subunit; ribosome. The transcript is spliced from 5 exons. Lineage: Eukaryota; Metazoa; Chordata; Mammalia; Chiroptera; Rhinolophidae. Gene Ontology annotation, biological process: ribosomal small subunit assembly; translation.